UUUUCCAGCUCCUACAAUGUGUUACAACACAGAAGCCAGACAAAACAGACAGACAAAAACACUAAUGUAUUAUAGAAUGUUCUUCACUGUUUCUUCUGCCAGAUCUUUAAUUCCCUUCAAGAAUGAAAAUAAGUAAAUAUCACAAUCUAUUAAAACAAACUCUUUAGCGUGAAAUUUGUGUUAGUCUGUUUACAGUUUAAUACAGCUUUUUCUUUACUCUCUUCCCCCAUUUUUAAGAUGGCAUAUUCCAGUCUAAGAGAUGAAGAAGUGCACUAAGUGUAUCUGAAGCAUUGUUCCUUUCAAUUUGGCAUAUGAAGUCUCAAGAAAACAAAUUUGUUGUUGUAGUUCGGUAGAUUGUAUCAACUGUUCUAAGAGUCUCUUCAGUUACAAUAAGAGGUACCAGUACUACAUCAGUAACAUCAAUUUGAUAUCACAGAAAACUUUCCUGGAUUUUCACCACAGGCUAGCAUCUUCUGUUGCUGCUGAUUCAUUUGUUCACUAGACUAGUAACUUACUCUCAGGUGGCUCUUUGUCUUCCCUAAGCAAGAGUAAUGGUUUUGUUAGAAUGAACCAUUUCACAUGGGCUGAAGCUCAUGUUGUGAAAAUGGCUAUUGUACUUUGUAUUCAUGGUAGCAUUUGUUGUGAGGGGUGCUGUGGAAUGGGUACACCUAUAUAGGAUGAACUACUUUUAAGCAGGAACUGCCUUUGCAAGGAAUUAUGAAAGACUGAUGCGUCUGUAUUUUAGGAAAUUAUGAAAAUUGUUCCUGCAGCUAUUAAGAUGCUACCUUUCGUUAUCACAGAGUAUCUCACACAGAAUCAGGUCCCAGUUGAAUGUAAGGAAAUAGAAGUUGAACCUCAAGCUAGCAAAGAAGUCCUGCCAGGUUUUCACCAAGCAAGCCUGACACCAGUUGUUCAAAAAGAAUCUCGAGCAGCAGAAAAUGAAUCUCAGCCUACAGAUGAGCUGUUAACAUAUAAUAAGCAGGUGAAGCAGGCUCCAUCCACAGAUGUGCUAUGGGUGGAAGGAAAAGCAAUAUCAAAAAUUAAACCAGAUGAGGUUCAGAAAGAUCUACAAGAGGAAUGCAACUUGCAACAGUGUUUGUCUUUCCUGCCCACUCACGCUUCAAAUGUCAAACGGCAAAAUUAUCCAAGCAUACAUCAUCUAUGUACUGCGUUCCCUGGUUUUAUGUUGCCUCCGUAUCUACAAAUGGCUUCUAGAAUUUAUCAUACUUCAGACAGAAGAGGUCACAAUAUCUCGUUUGCAGCAGAGGAUAUAGACAACAAGCAGAAAGAAUCAAUAUAUUCUGAAUAUAUUUACUUGAAAGAACAAGCUGAAAGGAAAAGAAUUUGUUACGAGGGAGUUCCUGUUUCAGAACUGUUUCAGAGUAAUCAGAAAGAUAGCAUUCACUCUUUUCCACCUCAUACAUCAAGAACUCUAGCUGAAUGGCAAAAAGCUGAAUAUGGUCUUAAAGCACAACUUCAACUGGUAGGAGAGAAAGUUUCCAUUUAUCCAGAAGCUUUGAAAAUGUUUUGGGCUCCUGUUCCACCAAAGUUCUUUGCUCCGAUUUCUUCUAUGAAGGAAAUUUUAUUUCCUAAAUAUGAGAGCAAUGUUAUUGAAGAUGUCACGUAUGAAGACUUUUUAAUUGAUUAUGAAGAAGAGGUAGAAGCUGAGCAAGAUCUUGAUUUCUAUGAUUUACUGACAGAAACUCUGCUGAGAAGAUGCCAGUCCUCACAAUUUUCUGACAGUGAGAACUCGAAGCAGAUAAGUUUGAUUAAAAGAUCAGUCUCCGCUCCAGAGAUGACUGCUUUCAAACAUGAAACUAUAUUAAAGAUUUCAGCUAAUCUCAAAACCAGCAUGAAAGAGUUGGAGUUUAUGAAGCAACAAAUAGCUAAGCCAAAGGUUGAAACAGAGACUGGGAAAAGCUCCCCUGCCAAGCAUCUGUUGAAUCAAAUCUGUGAUGAUUGCCACUCAAAGCUGACAAACAGACCAGUGGAAAAAAUGCCCACUUCAACUGGACAAGAGGAUAGUGAAAAUAUACUUGCAAAGAGAGCUCAAAAGGCUGGAAUUAAUUAUGUUGUUUUCCCAAAAAGAAAGAAAAAGAAAUCAAAGGAAACCAUAAAUCCUAGAAAAUUAGAAGCUGUGAUUAAGAAACUAAAUCAACCUCCAAGAAUUCUUAAAAGGUCUGUGUCUCUAGGAGGACUUCUUAUUCAUAAGAAAUUCAUUAUCAAGGUGUCUCCAGCAAUCAAACAAUAUCAGAGCCCCAGCAUCCCUUGUUUGUUAGAUUUUGAAAAGUUUGCUAAAGUGAGGGGUGGAAUUCCAAGAGAAACUUCUGCUCGUGCAUGGGUCAGUGGAAUCUGGACCUGCUGGUUUGAUGAAACAUUCCCUGCUUGUGGGACUGUUCCUGAGGAGGAUACUGAAUUGCUAAAAGAAGCUAAGGCAGUAGAGACUCAAGAGACAAAUCUACAAAUAGAACUAGUUGACUCAGUGCAGCCUAUUCUACUUGAAGGUGCAGUAGUUAGUACUGAAGAUUUAGAAGAAGAAGUCAGAAGACUGACUGUUCUAAUAGAAAGUGUUGAGCAUCCUUCAGCUUUUCACUAUUGCAGGCGUGGAGCAAUACGAAGAAAGUUAGGCAAACUAAAAUCAGCUAUGGAUGACUUGGAAAAAGCUAUAAGCUUAGAACCACUACUGCUUGAUGCUUACUGGCAUAGACAUUUGAUUUACCUCUUUCAAGACAAAUUUUCUGCUGCUUUAAGAGAUCUGAAUUUCAUAACUAAAUGGAACAAAAAUAAAGCAGAUGCAUACCUGUCAAAGGCAGAAAUUUACAGAAAACAAGGUGAUAAUUCAAUGGCAAUCAUCAAUUACAGCUCUGCAAUACAAUGCAACUCUACAGAUGAUGACAUUUAUUUCAGAAGAGCCGAGUUGUAUUUUGAGGAAAAUCAGUUGUUGUUGGCUGUGGAUGAUUAUGCCAAAUGUUUUCAAUAUAACCCAAAAAGAACAGAUGCACUUAUGAAACAUGGACUAUAUUUCUUUGACCGUUCAAUUUUGACUACAGCUAUUCAGGAUUUUACAGCUGUGAUUAGAGAAGACCCUAGCAAUGCUCAGGCGAGGCUAUAUCGAGGAAGAGCAUAUGCUAAACAGCAGCAGUACAGAAAUGCAAUACAAGACUUAGCAGCAGCAAUUCAUCUAGACCCCUCUUGUUGGUUAGCAUUCUACUAUAGAGGUUGCAUCUUACGGGAGAUUGAUCCAAAAAGAGCUCUACAGGACUUCAGUGUUUCUGUACUCAUCAAUGACACUCAGGAAAAUUUCUCUUCUUUUCUUCAUCGUGGGAUCAUUUACUCAAACCAACAUCAGUGGUCAAAUGCAAUCUGUGACUUUGAAAGUGUCAUAGCUUUGAACAGUUCUGUCUUCUUCGCUUACCUAAAUAUUGGUUUGAUACUGCUGUUGCAUCUGGAUCAAUACUAUGAAGCUAUUCGACAGUUUACUAAUGCUAUUAAAAUUGAUCCUCUCAAUGUUCGAGCCUGCUUAUGUAGAGCACAAGCAUAUCAUAAGAUUCAUAAUUUAUCAAAUGCUGUGAAAGAUAUAAAUCGAGCCAUUCAUCUUUAUCCGUAUAAGUCAGAACUGUGGAUACUGAGGGGACAGUAUUUAAUGGAGUUGAAGAAAUACGAACUGGCAAGCUUAUGUAUUCACCAACUUGCAAAAAUGAAUGAAGAGUCCUUUAAGUCUCAGCCUGUUCAGCAAGCACUCAUUCAGUUGUUUUGUCAAAAUCACAAUAAAGCCAUAGAGUGCUUAUGUGAAGCUGCUGCAACUCACCCUGAGCCUUCAAUGUUUGUCCUCUUAGGAAAAACACAAAUGAAAGCUGAGAAAACAGAGGAUGCUGUGGGAAGUUUUAAACAAGCUAUAAAUCUCCUGAUGACCUCAGAAAAAAUCCUGCCUCCUACAUUUGAGGCUGCAGAAGUGUAUUAUCUUAUGGGCCUGUGUUAUAUGGAUCAAAUAAAUUUAUUACAGGCCUGUAAUGCUUUUAGUAUGGCUAUCCGACUACAUUCAAGUUACCCUGAUGCUUUUUAUCAACGAGGGCUGUGUCGAAUGCAACUCAGACAAACAAAGUGCAUCCAAGACUUCAAUCAUACACUUGUCCUUUGUCCAUCACAUUUCCAGGCAUAUAUGGGUCGUGCUGCCUACUAUGGAAGUAAAGGCAGAUACUCUAAGGCAAUUAUGAAUUGUAAUGAGGCAAUCAAAAUUUGUCCUAACAGUGUGAGAGCUUAUUUUUACCGAGGAACACUGAAGUAUCAGAAUAAGACAUUUAAAGCUGCAGUUGAAGAUCUCUCAAAAACUAUUGACCUUGACAGUACCUGCAUUUUGGCAUAUUAUAACAGAGCAAUCUGUUAUCAUCAAAUAAAGGACUUUAGAAAGGCUUUGAAAGAUUAUGGAAUUCUUCUUCUACAUGAGUUGAGUAAGGAAGUAGUUUUAAAAGUGUUCAUCAAUCGUGGACUACUCUACAUGGAACUUGGUGAUUAUGCUAAUGCCUGUGAGGACUUCAAAGGAGCAGCGCUGCUUAGUCCAGGUGAUAGCCAGAUCUUUCAAGCUGUUGGAACCUGCCAUUAUCGACUUAAUGAGUUUGAAGAAGCUGUGAUGUCAUUUAAUCAGGUUCUCAGACUAGAACCCAUUUCUGUGGAAGCCUAUAUCGGACGAGGAAAUUCAUACAUGAAAAAAGGACAUGAGGCUGGUCUUGAACAAGCACAGAAAGAUUUCUUGAAAGCAAUUCACCUGAAUCCGACGUGUAUGAAAGCCAGAAUUUGCUUAGGAUACAAUUUGCAGGCUCUUGGAAAGCUUCAGAGUGCUUGGAACCAAUUAACAGUUGUCAUUGCUAUUGAUUCAAAAUGCGACACUGCAUAUGAAGGCCGAGCUUCGGUCUCUCUCCAAAUGGGUGAAAUUUUUUCUGCACUUCAAGACACAAAUGCUGCAUUAAAUCUCACUACCACUGCUCCACUGCUAACAAAUCGGGGUGUCAUCAAUCAGUUAAUGGGAUAUUUAUCCUGUGCCAUGAAGGACUAUCAACAAGCAAUUUUUGUUGACCCCAGCUAUGCAUUAGCCUAUUUAAGUGCAGCAAAUAUCUACUUCCAUAAUCAUCAGUUUUCACAGGCCUACUGCUAUUAUUCAGAGGUACUAAAGCUUGAACCAGGAAAUGAAUCUGCUAUUAUGAAUCGUGCUGUUACAAAUACAAUAAUAAAAAAUUUUGAGGAGGCGAAAGAAGACUUUGAGAAGGCACUUUGUCUCUGUCCCUUCUCUGCAGCAGUUUAUUUUAACAGGGCAAAUUUCCAUAAAGCAUUAAAGCAAUAUGAACUAGCUGAGAAAGACAUUUCAACAGCAUUGUCAAUUCAGCCUAGUGAUGCCAUGAUGUACAGACUUAGAGCUGAUAUUCGUGCUAAAUUGGGUUUCAGUAGAGAAGCUGUAGAAGACUACAAGCAAGCAAUCAGCAUACAGGAACAGAUUGAUUACAUGUGAAAAGAUAUUGGUUCUUUUUACAGAUUUCUCACACUCCAAUUAAAAAGAAGUCCAACAUGCAAGAAAUAUCUUUGUUUUAAUAUACUUUAUACACACUGUAUUUUUCCGAAGUGAUAUAAUUACUUUGUUUCAGCCCCAAACUAGCUAGAGUUAUGAGAACAGAAUGCCAUAUUUAAUUAUUAUGAGUUAUAGAUUGUUCUUUAUUUCUUAGUGUUGAAAAAUAACUGAUUGUAUUGUCUGGUAAAUGAAAGAAGUAGUAAUUAUAAACAAAAGGCUUGAAAGAUACUGGUGACAGAAGGAGAAGAGAUGUGUGUUACCAACCAGUAUAAAUGCUUAAAGUGAUGGUGGUUAUAUGUUGCUUGGACCAUCUGAGAAGUAAUGGUUUUAAGAUGGCUAUCAAAUGCUGGUGACUGCUAACUAGGUCUCACUUCUUUACCUUAUUGUCUUCCUGUACCUCUUCAUUAUUCCCUGUUCCCUGCCACUGGCAGUAGCCAUUGUGCAAUGUACGCUGUUGCAGUUGUUCUCUGAGAACUACUCCAGUAACUUGAAUUUGAGAAGGUGUAAUUCAACUGGAGAGUAAAUGUUGAGGUCACUUGCUUCCAUGUCAAUGUGUUCCACUGUGUCAGCUUUGAAGAGGCAUGUAAGAAGCCUGAGUAAUAAAUAGAAUCAUGGUUUUUGUUCUAAACUUCUAAGAAUCACCUUAUCUAAACAUGGAGAUAUAAGUAUGAAUCAAUGUGAUCAAAAUUAAAAAAAAAAAGUCAAGCUCUACCUAUGUGCUAAAUUAAACCCCCCCAAUUUUGGCAUACUAUGGAGAAGACAGCGAAAGGAUGAAGCUAAAUAGUUGUCUUUGCCUCACAAAAGAGAAGAAUAGACUUUUUUUUGCACUCCUAAAGUGAUUUUUUUAUGUUGUUGUUGAGAUGAAAGUAAAAAAUGUUGUCAUUGCUUUGUCUUUAAAAAAAAAUUGCAUUUUAUUUUCUGAGUACUUAACACAGUGCUUUAUGCUCUUUUUGUAUAGUCACUGUUCUUACAUACCUAUGUGGUAACUGUUUAGCCAAUAUAAUAGACAAGAAAUUUAGCUUUGUUCUGGCAACUAAAUUUUGCAUUUGUAAUAUCAUUACAUUGUAAACAUUUCUAUGCUUGUCAUAUUAUGAUGUUUAGGCUGGGAAAAAAAGAACCAGAAAUUGAGUAUCAUGACUCUGAACUUUAUUCAGAAAAGCAUUUGACUCUAUCUCUACUCUCCUUGACUGUCAUCUUAUCUGACUGUUUAAUACCUACAAUUAUGAGACUUUGCACUUGUAAGAUCUGUUAUGAUAUGGCUGACUGGAGUAGAUCAAGCAUAAUUAAAAUGCAGAAGAGAUGGAGAAAAACCCUCAAAUAUUCUAUACUUUGACUAGUCUUUGUUUAAAAACAGAUGUUUUAAACUAAAUUAAAAUAGCUCUAAUGUUCUAUGAUGCACCAAUAUUUGUUUGGUAUUAUGCAACACAUGCAUUAGUGUGUUACUGGAAAUCUGUUCAGAAUGGCAGUUUUUCUUGAAAUGGGAAUGUAACCAUAGGAUAAUCAGAAAGCAAUUUCUGAUUUUCUGUUCUGCAGUAAUUGGAAAAAUGAAUUGCUAGUAAUAGCUUUUAAAAAUACUAGUUUUACUGUGCUUAAUAACUAUAAUUAAAAAAAAAGGUGGUAUACUGCAACACACAACACAGAAAUUUUUUGACUAUGGCAGAAUUCAAGAAUCAAUAAUUAUGCCAGGCUUUAUUAGAUCACAGCAACUACGUGCUUCUGUAAUGUAUUAUAGUCCUGAGAGAUAUUUACUUUGAUGUUUCUGAUGUUGAUUCUUCUGUUACUAAAUAUAAGUUUGUGAAACCUAAGGUGGUUAAGCAGUUGCUUAUUGGCUUUUCCAUCUUUUCCCCCCGUUUUUGGGGUACUGUGACCUGUCCAAGUGGAUCAAGUAUGAUGUACAGUGUAUACAUUUACAUGUAUCUAUAUUUCAGUGCAUUAUCAUCGUCGUUGAUGCGAACUGGGAAACUAUAUGCCUGAUUUCCUGUAUGUGCACAAAUCCAAAGUUUUCUUACGAAGUGGUGUCAGUGUGAUGCAAAAAAUAUGGUCUUUUUUCCCUUUCUCCUUCUCCACAUUUCUCUUUCAGUGCUCUUUAUUAUCUAAAGAAUUGUUUAUUGAUGAAAUCGUUAAAUUAUGCAUGAUUCUAUGGCCUUUUCCUUUCUUUGAACUCCUUAUGAAUUACCUGCUGAUGAGUUGUGAGAUAGCAAUGCCCUCAUCAUGUAUAGAACAUCAUCAAAGUUAAAUCAGAAUGAAGAGAGGUCAAACCUUUCCUUUAGAUUCUUUUCUUGCAGUAUUCAGUGUUGAUUUUCUUUAGCUUAACCCCUCUUGAAUGUCAAACAUAAAUGGACAUUUAUAAGAUUUUUAUCUUCACAUUUAAUACCUGAAACCAAGGACAAUUAGUUAUGAGUUAUUAUUGGCAGAAUAACUUAAAUGAUAUGGGCUAUUGUUAUCUCUCUUCUACUUGUUGUAAUUUUAUAUUCUGGAUGGUAUUUUUAAUUCUUAAAAAGUGAAAAAUUCUUUAAUUCUAUGGUUGGCUGCAUGGAAGCUUGUUUUUUUUAGUUUUUUUCUGUUGCACAAUACUCAGAAAUGAGUGGUGGCCCAUUUAUUUCCAAUUUCAUAACAUAGCAUCACACUCAUUCACAAUUCAGGGAGCAUGCUUUUGAAAGAAAAUGGGAUGUGGAGGAAGAAUAUGUUUGCGCAAUAUAACAAGAAGACUUCAAGUUGCAUGAUAAAAAAAAAAAAAACUUUCUUUGAAAAAUGUUACCAUCUCUUUUUUCUUUAAACAUUUCUUCUAAAUUUAUAACAAAUAUUUUCUAAAGCUUUCUAAAAUUCAGUGGAAAUGUUUUGUUUAAUAGUACUUCCUUGUCUUUUAAAAUAAAGUUGCUAAUAAGGGUACUAGUGAUUCUAAGGACCACUAUUCCACUAAAUUACAAUUCUAUUUUGCAGGCUGAACAGUAACACUGGAACUUCCCUGCUGGAAGACACUAUGAUAAGAUUGUUGCAGCCUAAACUUCGCCCAAUUCGAAGUGGGACAGUUACUGAACUCUAGGAUUUCUUCCAUUGCUAAUAAUAGAUCCAGUGAAUUUUAAUACUUUGUACUACCAAAGCAGUUUUGCUUCCUAAACUCACUUUAAAAGAAGCUCUUGUCACAGAGUGGCAAUAGUUCUUUGUGUAUUUAAAAUCUUUUCAGUGGAGCUUAAUUUUUUUGUUUCCUUUUAUUUUCUCUAAAACAAAUCCACUUAACCAUAGAAUCGUUAGUUGGAAGGGACACUUAAAGGCUAUAUUGUCCAUCUCCCUACCAUGAACAGGGAUGUACACAGCUAGAUCAGGUCCCUCGGAGUCUGAUCCAGCCUGACCUUGAAUGUCUCCAGGGCUGGGACAAUCACCACCUCUCUGAGCAAUCUGUUCCAAUGCCUUACCACCCUCACUGUAAAAGAUGUUUUCCUUGCAUCCAACAUAAAUCUACCCUUUUUCAGUUUGAAACCAUUUCUCUAUGUUCUAUCACCACAGACCCUGCUAAAGAGUCUGUCCCCUUCUUUCUUGCAGCUCCCCUUUACGUACUGAAAGGGAGACUGUUGUUAAAUAAAACAGACUUACUAAGGAACCUCAGCCACAUUCAUGUUUGGAAAUCACUGCUGAGCAGUCUUUUUAUGCAAAGAAAGGCAAAACGCAUAAGCAAUGGAACAUCUCUCUUGCUUUUGUAUCACAUUUGUAUGUGUUAUGCUUUAUUGUUAAGGAUUGCACUACCUGCAACCCCCACGGAGCUCUACUUUACUAAACUAGUUUAGCUGUGAUAUCAGUAUUCCCACUUAUGUCUUCCUGUAUACAGAAUGACAAUUCUAUAUACAAGUUAUUUAAUACAGACUCUGGUACUUAUUUCAAAUAAGAAAUAUUAUUUCAAGGAAACUUAACAUUGCUUUGAUAAUUAUUUGACCACUGUGUUGGAAAAAAAAUAGUUAUCAGUUUUUAUCAAAAAAGGAAGGCAGAAGAAGAGAAAUGCAUUCUCAAGUUUUUUUUUUUCAUGGGACACACCAUCCAAAUGAUGAUCAAAUGGAUCAUUAAUUAUCUCCAUUGAAAAGUAAAGUGAUACUUUUGGAAAUAAAAUGGGAAAUUAUAUUUGGGGAAAUUGGGGUGAUUUUUCUUUUUCUUUAAACCCUUAAAUAACAGUAGUUUAUCUCCAGAGAGCGUGCCAAUCAGUGACAGUAAGAUGGGUAGCCCAUGAGAGAGAAUUAAGGGGCUUGAAUUUUGCAGUUUGUUUCACAAAGUGUAAAUGACGAAUGUGAUCUGAUUUUUCCAUGUCUUUCACAUUUCCUCUUGGUAAGAUAAAUAGAUAAACUUUAUUUUUGCUUGAGCUGUUCUAUCUUCUGUCCCAACCCAAGGUUAAAGCCAGUGUUGGAGCAUGAGUUUGUGUGGGCACAAGUUGGAUUUGGAAUUCUGAUGGUGAUGGACCAAGCCUUGAAAUGUAAUAUGUAUGUGUAAUCUGAGUCAUUUUGUGGAGUAUAAGGGAAAAGGAUAUACUGGAAUAAAUAUAAUUGCAAAAUGUAUAUUUCAGGAGAGUGAUCAACUUUUUACAUGGUCUGUUAGUGAUAGGACAAGGCCAAAUGGCUUUAGGUUAGAUGUUAGGAGAAAAUUUUUCACUCAGAGUGGUUAGGCCUUGGCACAGGCUGCCCCAAGAAGCUGUGGGUGUCCAAUCCCUGGAGGCACUCAAGGCCAGGUUGGAUGGGGACCUGGGCAGCCUGAGCUGGUGGGGGGCAGCCCUGCCCGUGGCAGGAGUUGGGACUGGGUGGACUUUGAGGUAGCUUCCAACCCAAGCCUUUCUGUGAUCCUAUGUGCUCUGAAAGAAAUAGUGUGAAAAAGACAAUGUCUUAAGUAACCUUUUUCAAAAGAAGAAUUUAAGUAAGAGCACCAGCAGAUGGCAGCCUGCAAUCUCAAGUGGGAGAACUUUGCUGCCUCAGGACAGGUCAGCUAUACCAGCAUCUGCUGCUCCUUGUUCUGAGGAGGGAGUUACUGUAUAACUGAUUGGUGUGUUCUAGGGUCCAUGGCUUAAUUGACAGUAUUGUUCUCUCACUUCCUUUCUGAUGUGCUAUAUACAAUUAUUUUACAGUGAAAUAACUACCUCACAAGAUUUUAAGUAACAUGUUAAAGUUCUAUAUUAGUUAUGUAUUAUAAUAAUACAAUAUUUAGAUCAUAAACAUAUAUGUGCGUGUGUAUGCUUGUAUGCACACAUAUAGAGUAAUGGAAGCAAAAAGCAGUGCAAAUCUUGAAUAACAGCUCCAUUCAUGUGCUGUUUUUUUCUUUCCAGUUUUAUGUACUUUUCUUCUAAAUUAGGCAUUCAGAAAAGGAUGGCAAACUGUGUGAAAGCUUUUAACUGCUCCUAGCAGUUACAUUUUACAGUAUUUUACUUUGUUUUAUAUGUUGCUUCGUAUUUGCUCUACCAAGUCUGUAAUUUAGUUUUGUUGCAAAGAGAAAAGUGACCUUCAUGAGACUCCCUCCUCUUCCUCCCUCCUCUUCCUCCCUCCUCUUCCUCCCUCCUCUUCCUCCCUCCUCUUCCUCCCUCCUCUUCCUCCCUCCUCUUCCUCCCUCCUCCUCUUCCUCCCUCCUCCUCUUCCUCCCUCCUCCUCUUCCUCCCUCAUGAUCAUCCUUGAAACUGCUAAUGUGGUUAACUAGAGGAAUCCUUAACCACAGUGCUAUGACUAAGCUUGUUUUUGAAGACAGAAGCAUCUUGAGACAAUAUGCAGUUGAUUAGCACAUCUGGCUGGCCUGCAGGUAGGGAGAUGAGCCCUAUCUUUAACUGACCAGUUGUAGGCUGGAGGCUGUAUUGGAGUAGUUGUCAAGAGGUGAAAGUAUGUAUUAGAAAGUGUUGUGAAAAUCUUAGUUUGUGCUAACUUUGUGAGAGAUAAUCUAACACUGAAACUUGUGCAAAUUUGCAAUAAGUCAGUAUCUCUUCGUGCACACCAGGUGAUGAAUCUGCCUUUGGGAGAGCACCAACUAAAUACAGCAGUGGUGCAGUGAGGGAAUAAAGCUUUUGAGAAUUAUUUUUCAUGUUGAUGUUACUUAUUUUGAAAAUCCAUGUAGAAAGCAGUAUGCAGACUUGGUGUAGCUCAUGUGGCUGCAUUUUCCCAGACUUCAUAUCAAAAUUCUUUCCACAUUAAAUUUGAGAAAUUCUUCUAAGCGUUAUGUAUAUAACAUUACCCUUUCUGAACAGCUUGUUUAUUGUGAGAUAAAUUCUAAUUUACUGUUUGCAAAAUGAAACCUGUAAUGCAUUCCUCUAGUGUCCUUAUUUCAUAAAACUAUGGCAGCAAGUGUGGAACAUUAAUUACACUGGUAGGAGCCUACAAAGUCUUCAUAGCCAGUCUCUAUCAGGUUAGAGCUCAAAAAAUUCAACUAAAACGCAUUUUACUUACUUUAAAAGUGGAAAUGGUAUCUUAUUUGUAUGUUUAAUAAGGUUUUUGCUUGGCACUAGUUUACAUGAUGAUGAAUCUGAGAAGCCUGGCCAUGCAGUUAGCCACUAUAAGCUGGGUUUUAAUGAGGGAUGCUUACGCUACUCUUUAAAUAACCAGUUGUCUUUAGGUAAGUAAUUUCCACUUACUUCUUCAGACUUUCUAAAUAAAAUUUUAACUCUGAUUAGUGUUAUUCAGAAGCCAAGAAGAAAGAAAAUCUGCAUCACUGAAGAUUGGCUCUUUAGACACUAAGCUGUGUAUCAAGUAGAAUGAAUGUGUUAAGGUAGUAUCAAUAGGGAACUGAUUAGUUCAAGAGCCAUUAGCCUCUUUUUCUAAUAAUAGUAUUAUCUAAUUACCUAAUAUGCCAGCUUUCCCUCCUGGUUGUUUUCAUGAGCUCACAGAGAGAAAGUACAUUUUAUUUUCUAGCAAUGCUGUAAACUUGCUGUCUUGCUUACUUUCAUUAAUAAUAGACUGUAUAUUCCUGUAUCAGGGGACACUACGAAUUCUCAGUUUUUAAAACAUACAUGUGAAACUUUUGGUAUGUGCAUUUAAAAAACAACAAUGAAACAACAGUAAACGGAGUGUGAGUAUAGAAAAGGGUAGGAGAUAGAGAAUUGGCUUUUUGGAGAUAUAAAUCCCAAGAUAAAUUAACUACUCCAAGCAAUGUGGGUAUGACUGCUGUAUUUAUGCAAUAAACCCUUUUCAGCUGUUGCGCUCAGUCACAGGAUGGGGUUCUGGCUUUGCAGCAUUUUGUGCAAAAGUCUGUGCGAAGGAAACCUAGCAGCCCUAUUUCUGAUCAGAAGAGACUACCCUGGAGAUGUUGAGGACAGCUGGUACUAUCUUCUAAAGGCUUCAAUGGACUGCAGGUCCUGGUGUAGCUGGUGUGCUAAGAUAAGGAAAUGGUUGCAGCCAGUCAGGGAUGAAACUGUUCAGCCUUGCAGACAUCUCCAUGGCACUUGAUGGCUUUGAGUGGUUACAGCCAGCUUUUAAUGCCCAAGUUAUAACUUACCAUUUCUGGCAAACUGGCUUUUGUUCUCCUUGCUAUUAUUAUGUGGACUUUGGGAGGGUGAGCAUCUGCAAUACUGAGCUGUAACACUGGAGAUGUAUUCAUAAUGGAAUUGCAGUCCUUAGCAUUUGUUUAGCAGUUCUUCUACAUUAAAUAUUUCACAGUGCAUUCUGGGAGAACAGCUGUCCAUUGCAGAAGUGCUCUUAAUUCAUCAGCUCAGUAAAAGGAAGUACUUCUGGCGUGGCACAGCAAGGCGUAACAAUUCAAAGGUUCUGCCCCAAAUAGAAGAGAGGCACAGAUGACUUGUUCCUAUUGCUGGUGACAGUAUAGCUCUUAUCUUCAGAAAGGCAAAUGAAUAGCAAGGAAGGAACCGAAGUGGAAUGUCAUCUUGAGGAGGUGUUAACAUUGCUUUGAUAAGAUUCUGCAAGCUCUGUGCAGAAAUGCUGGGUUACAGUGGGUGGUGUUGGUGGUAAUAAGUGCAUCAAUGUGACUAUCUGGAACAAGACUGCACAUGCUGUGAAGCUGGGCAGACCAGCAGAAUGAGAAGGAAGACAAUGUUUAGUGAACAGUAUUUACAUACUGAGAUAUACAGGUCAGUGAGGUAAUUGCUCCUGUUCAGGUGUAGGUGGCUGCUUCUUCCGGCAACUUGGUUGUAAUGGAUGCGCACACAUCUUUCUUUCCUCUUUUUUGCUUUUCUGUGAUGAUUUCUCUGAUAUUAAUUAUGCUAUAGCAAAGGCUUUGUAACAGGUAACAUCCUCUUACAGCAUUCAAAAGUACUGAAGUCAUCUCAAAUAUUGCAGAAAUGAGAGCUGGACCUGGAUAGAUGAACAGAGCUCACUGUUCUAGAAAUGCUGGCAGUAUCCCAUCAGUUGCCAGGAAUGAGGAUGACUUACAGAGCUGCCAUCUCAGUCCGAUUGGAGGGCUCAUGGCUACUACAGCUCUCAAGCUGCGGUUAUUAGUUUCUCCUUUAACUUCUGGAAAAUAACAACAGAUGGAUUACUUGUUUAGAACACACAAGGAAGCCAACAGUAGAGCAGAGCCAACUGUGCUGGUAUCCUAAUCGUUCCCUAAUGAUCCAUUAGUCCUGCGACUGAUGUGACUUUGUGUUGUCGAGCAGGAAAUUACAAAACACAGUCCAACACGAAUGGUGGAGCUUUCCUGCCGUCUGUUCUGGAGUGCAGUGGCCAGGAUUUCCCAAAAUGUUUUUUCUUUAAACAAAAUAUAAUUACGAAAUUAAACAGUUGAGCUUAAAAUGAAUAUUUUCUGUAUGUUCUCUGAGAGAGAAGGAAAUAAGGGUAAUUCAAAAUGUGAAAAUAAAAUUAGAUUUAAAUCAAUUUUUCAAAAAUACCCAAAUGAGUUAGAAGGUUAUUUCUCAUUUUCAAAAGUAAUGUAUAUAUAUUCAGGUACUGUAAAAUAUUCCAGUUAACGACUAUCUGCAUAUUUAGGUGCUCAUAUAAAUCUGAAAAUCAGUGAUGUAGCUGAUUGCUGCUUUAACAUUUGUUGAAAGACUAUAUGACUAGUGUUUUCUGAAAGAAACUUUUUCUAUCAAAACCCAGACUUUUUUGGAAAGCACACCCCUCUCCCUGAAUGCUUAUUUAGACAGAAGCCCAUAAAAUAAAAUAUCCCAUUGGCUUUCUAUUUUGAUGUUUGCAGAACAAAGUGCUUUGACUUUUGCUUCAAAAGAACACUUUUCUUUUUUGAAAAGCUGUAUUUACUUUACUAAUGAAGUUAAAAGGAAUAUAAAUGAGUUAAUAACAUUAAUUAGCCUAAAAGAAAAUCUUAGUCUAUCAAAAAUGAAAUUUUGUCUGGAGUAUUUGUUCCAAAGGGGGCUUAGAUUUCCUUUCUGAACUGUGUAAAGAUUUCAGAUUCAUUUUACAUUCUCUAAAACCAAAAAGUCUAGUUCUCCUCUCAGUCAAUGUGAGGAUACUGUCUUUUGAAAAUUUAAACCAAACUUGAGAUUUUUCUUGUGCUGUAUUCCCAGUCAGUAACAGAAGAUUUAGGUUUCCUGACUCUGUUUUCUGAAUGUUUUUUGUAUGCUUUAGAAUCUAUUAGUAAUGUUUAGAACUACACGUUUUUACCAUUUCUGUUUUUCUCUGUGCAUUUUGUUUCUCUGCAGCAGAAUGUAGCUAUGGUGAAAGAAAUUAAAGACCUUGUGUGAAGUUUCAGGAAGCUCAUAGUUUUUCCCUUUCAUCCUCAUGUUUUUGUUUCUCUGGACUUGAGGCAGAUUUUUGUCUACAACUACAAACAUAAGCUAAACUGCAAGCUAACAAAGAAAAUCAUUGUAUUGAGAAGGCAAAAAAAAGAAUCUUACAUCAGUUUGUCUGCAGGAAAAAAAGAAAAGACAUGAUGACAGGAACAAAUAAAACUGUAAGAAUCUCACUUCAUAGAGAGAAAUAUCUGUAGGAGUAUGAAAAGAAACUAAUUGAGUUGAGAUAAACACAUUAUAUUUUUUAUGGUAAUGAAAAUAUUUUUAUUUAUGAACAUUAGAAAAAAUACUUCAGAAUAUAGCAUGGCUAUUUUCCUUCUUAGUUGAAUUUUGCAUGCAUUAUUUCAGCUGCAGUUAAUAUUAAGGCAUGAUUAGGAUUUAGCAAUAAACAAUUUAAAGUUUUUACAUGUCUUUUGUUUAUUCCAUGGAAGUUUUUUUUGUUUACAUUCAUGAAAAUCUAAGAUCAUUAUAUACAUUAAUGAUGACUGUGAAGACCACCACGCUAUUGCAUGCUGUAGGUUGCACUGAAGGUUGGUGUUUGCACCUCAUUUUUCUUAUGCCAUAAUUUAGUAAAAUUUCCUGUGGUUGUAUUAAAAGGAGUUGAAAGGAGUCAAUUGUCCACAGUACCAUAAAGUUGAAUAUAUGCAUGUUUUAACUGAAGUGAAAACUGGGGAAACAGUGAAAGAAAUGAAAGCAGGACACCAGUUGUGGAAAGCCAGACAUACUGGUUACCACUUGCUUUGGUAAACUCUUGGACCAGGAACUGUGAAGGAGCAGCAUGAAGAACCAGAAGCUUUGGAAGCCACCAUCAGAGAGGUGAUGUGGCUGGUUUUAGAACUCCCAGCUGACGUCGGGCACCUGAUGCCGACCUCCCACACUAUGCUUCCCGGCACUCCAAGAACUCUGAGCACUGAUCUCCACAGAGUUCCUGGGAUCUGCUCUGGCUCUGCCACUAAAUUGGACACGGACAAUGUUAAGUAGUCCUUUAAUCAAGUAACAGUUUUGCAAAUGUUGUUAUGCUACAUGAGAGGUCAUAUUUUAACCUUUCCUGUAGAAUAAAAUAAGCUAUUAUCA
Molecule: messenger RNA, 16277 nt
Organism: Numida meleagris (helmeted guineafowl)
Lineage: Eukaryota; Metazoa; Chordata; Aves; Galliformes; Numididae
Gene: TTC6
Product: tetratricopeptide repeat domain 6
Exons: 31
Coding region: 752-5500 (1582 amino acids)
Biological process (GO): receptor-mediated virion attachment to host cell
Cellular component (GO): cell outer membrane
Molecular function (GO): protein binding
Source: RefSeq, a predicted model, not a curated record